Molecule: messenger RNA, 3341 nt
Organism: Cydia pomonella (codling moth)
Lineage: Eukaryota; Metazoa; Arthropoda; Insecta; Lepidoptera; Tortricidae
Product: gastrula zinc finger protein xLCGF3.1-like
Exons: 6
Coding region: 1152-2303 (383 amino acids)
Biological process (GO): regulation of transcription by RNA polymerase II
Cellular component (GO): nucleus
Molecular function (GO): zinc ion binding; RNA polymerase II cis-regulatory region sequence-specific DNA binding; DNA-binding transcription factor activity
Source: RefSeq, a predicted model, not a curated record
AAAUACAUAUUUCCAUAGCAUUAACUCACAUAAUUCUAGAAACAAAUAAGCAAUAUGGUAAAACAGAGAUUGUGACCAUUUAUACACGUAUUCUACAGCGGUAUUGAUAAACGGGAUAAAAACGGGACGCGAUACUUAAAUACGGUGACAGUCCCGUAUAUACCUAUGGAAACCCUCUAUAUAACCGUAAUUAAUCUACGAAGAUUUUCACCACAGACAAGAAAAUAAUCUGCCAUGUUCAUUCAUGGAUAAUAUUUUAUUUUUAUUUUUUUAAUCUAGUAAUUAUUUUAGAUUUUAACCUUAAAUAUAAGGAAAUAUAUCCCGGUUCUACUAAUAAACUGUUUUCAGGUGCGGGUAAUGUGUGAAAUUUGUGAGAAAAGAAGCUUUAAUAUACUUUCCAAGGAAAUAAUUAUAUACAUAGAAAUAUGUAUGUAUAGAUGUCUUGUAAACAGAACUUUUUAAAAUCAAAAUAAAUCGGUUUUUAAAUCCCUCAGUCACCCGUUGCGUUAAUCAUGAAUGCUAUACAGAGUUCAAUUCAAACGUCCGGAUGUAUUUUAAAUGAAGUAUACGAGAUAUAACUGGUUCACAUACUUUUAUUUCAACAGAAAAAGUUAACAUUAUAGUCCAACCAAGUAUUAGUACAUUUAAAGAAAUUUUCACUAUACAUCAUACUACUUAAAUGUGGCUUCGAUCCUAACCUAAUUUUUAUUAUGAAAAUUGUUAACAUGAGCCUAUAUUUCAACCCUCUCCAUUUUAUCGAUAUCAAUAAAAAACGGAAGCGUAUAGCAUCUACACUAUUUUAGUCUCUUAUGUUGGUACUAUUGUUAAUUGACAGUUCUUUGGCGUACAUGUUGGUAUUGAUUUGCCAUUCAAACUGAUUCCAUUCGACAUUAUGGGAGUCCCGUCUCUUAAAACGUAGUGAUUAUUUGUAUUCUCUUUGGUAUCGCCGUAUCGAUGGGAUGGGAUAUAGCAUAUAGCUAUUAUUAAUUUAUUAUUAUAUGACACAAAGAUUGAAUUGGAAUUAAAUUGAGGUUAGUUUGUUAAACAAAACACACGAAAUAACGAUUAAUCUUAUUUACUUAUACCUACUAUAGUUGUGGUGAUUGGCAUUUGCCAUAUUUACAAACAGUGUAUAGUGGUUACCGUGCGUGAUGGAUUCUUGUCGCUGCUGCCUGCGGUGUCCUCCGGACAAUGACCUGACGACGCCGUACACACAUAACGGCAAAACAGAGACAUUUUAUGAUAUGUUCAAAGAAUGCUUCAAUAUACAUCUGGUACUGGGCGGCUCGGGCUCGUGCGGCAUCUGCUCGGCGUGCGUGGGCCGCCUGCGAGACGCGAGCGACUUCAAGCUGCAAGUGCAGCGCAGCCAGGCGGAGUUGCAGGCACUGCUUGUUAAAGUGGAGUCUGCGGUCAAACCUGAGCAGGAUGAUCACUCGGUGAUUGAUGUGUUCUAUGAAGUGCCCAUACUAGAAGAGCAUUCAGAGGUUGGUGACGAGAAGACCAAGGAAGAUGUUACAGAUGAAGACCCCCUCGCCAAGUCGGAGACGGAUGAUGUGAUGAGUGACGGCGACUCGUCAGCGGCGGUGUGUUCAGAAAGCAGCGCCGCCCGGGAACAGGAAACCCGCAAAAAACAACGCUUACCAUAUCACAUAUCAAGACACACUGGCGAGAAGCCUUUUACGUGCGACUACUGUGGUGACAAAUUUAGUCGGAAAUCAACCCUACAUAGUCACCAGAUGAUACACACUGGAGAAAAGCCAUUUAAAUGUAGCGAGUGCGACUACAGCUCCAGGCUGAAGGCAAGCUUGCUAACUCACCAGAGGAUACACACCGGAGAGAAACCAUACACAUGUAACUACUGUGAUUACAAAUGCAGUCAACAAGCAAGCUUACAAGCACAUCUGCUGAUACAUACCGGGGCAAAGCCAUUUAAAUGUAGCCACUGUGACUACAUGUGCAAUCGGAAAGGAAACUUACUAGUUCACCAAAGAAUGCACACAGGAGAGAAACCAUAUACAUGUAGCCAUUGCGAUUACAAGUUCAGUGAUGGUUCAAAGUUACGAAGACACGAAAGGACACAUACAGGCGAAAAGCCUUUUCAGUGUGACCUCUGUGAUUACAAAUUCAGUCGGAGAACACACUUGCAAAGGCAUAAGAUGAUACACACUAGGGCGAAACCAUUUAAAUGUAGCAAUUGCGAAUACGGGUGCAGGCGAAACGAAGAAUUGCUAAGACAUCAGAAGAUACACACUGGCGAGAAUUUAUUUAUAGGCACUGCAUCUACACAAGUCAACAGAAACUGACUUUUCUCAAGCUUGCAAUGAAAUGGACAUAGAAAUAGACAUACUUUAUUAGUAAAAAGAUAUUACAGGUCACAAUUGGUCACAAUUUCAAACUUAUACACAUCUUAUAUCUAUUAUCAUCUUAUAUCUAUUUUCCUGACAUCUAUUUUUCUAGUGUGUAAGCGAAUUGGUGUAGUACUGUAAGCUUGCACUGUGUUAAAUAAAUAAAAUGAUAAAAAUUAUGUUUGUAUCAAUUGAAUACUAAACGAUUAAAUUAAAUGUUGACAUGACUUACAUCUAAUUAGGUCCGGAAAUACUACGUAUCCGGUGCGAUGAGGGAAGAUGGUAUGUAAAGGAAUUUCAUACAGCCUUACACACCUAGGCCUGUAAAGAAACCUUAUUUUGAUUUUAAACGACAAAUUGUGACUCAACGUCUUGGCAUUCAACCAUCAAAUUAUAAAACACAAACUGACAAUUUUUUUUAAAUUGCAAGUUCUAGAAAAGCACUAUCCAAAUCUUGGCGAGAAACGGGGUUGCCGGCCGCGUAUUCCUAUCCUAGCGUAUAUCUACUUAGCCGGCAAACCUUCAUUUCCCGGCCAUCUAAGAAGGAAACAUCCAGGCGAACCUCUAGUGAUCCGAUAUUGAUGUGAAAUAUCACAUUCACUGCCGGCAACCCACCUGGUGGGCGCUCGUGAACUUUGUUCAGAUGCCGGACAACCCGCUGGGCGGGUUGUUUUGUAUGCAGCUAUAGACCACCGGUUUCUGGUGUAGUGCGCCGUUUUUUGUCUGGCAGUGAAUGUGAUAUUCGCUAGUUACCGAUAGAGCAUAUGUUUGACUGUUUUGUAGUAUAAGUAAUAUAAAAUAAAUAUUGUGUAUUAAAGUACAUUAUUUCAUUGUCUUUAGUUUCCUGUAGAUAAACGCUGGGGUUUUAUUAACUAACACAAACGGGACUUAAUCGCAUAUUAAGUUUAAAAUUUACCUCCGACGUUUCGAGGACGGCGUUGUGCCCGUGGUCUCGAAGACGACUGGCUAAAUGUUGUGGAAUGCAGUCAUAUACCC